AAGUAUGAUGUGCCAGCAUUUAUCAUAAACAAUGAGAAAGCAUGGGGUGAUCCAAAGGACCCUGAAGAAACUAUAUCAGCCCAGAAGCAUGUCAAGAACCAAAAGAAAGAAGUUGCUACAUGUAAGAGAGCAAAAUUGGUAGAUGAUGCAAACAAGAAAUCAGAGAAGGGUAAGAAAAAGCACAAUCAAAAAAGGACAAGGGGAAAGUAA
Messenger RNA from Suillus subaureus, 210 nucleotides. RefSeq lists its product as uncharacterized. The transcript has a single exon. Lineage: Eukaryota; Fungi; Basidiomycota; Agaricomycetes; Boletales; Suillaceae. The record is from RefSeq and is a predicted model, not a curated record. The annotation marks the transcript as partial.